Aspergillus fischeri NRRL 181 is the source of this 1218-nucleotide messenger RNA. Its product is annotated as fungal specific transcription factor domain-containing protein. Lineage: Eukaryota; Fungi; Ascomycota; Eurotiomycetes; Eurotiales; Aspergillaceae. Gene Ontology annotation, molecular function: zinc ion binding; DNA binding. The record is from RefSeq and is a predicted model, not a curated record. Gene Ontology annotation, biological process: DNA-templated transcription. The transcript is spliced from 5 exons. Bases 1 to 1218 code for a protein of 405 amino acids.
AUGUCUUCCAGAACCAAGACAAAAGUGGCUUCUCGAGAGAGUGCCGGUCCGCAUCCCAUACAGUAUGGCCCAUCUGGGGACGAAGCCGGUGUAUCUGAUCAAGUGCGCAGCCCGGGAUUUAUCAACAGGACCAAUGAUUCAGAUCGCGGCAAGGAGAUGGUGUACUACGGAGACUCGUUCAAUCUCAACUACGUCCUACGUGAGAUGGGUAAUCCGUUCCAAGGCGAUUUUGACAGCACCUCCUUUAAACUUAGCAUCGAGGAGUUGUAUUUGAACCACUUAGGUCAGCAGACGAAGGAUCAGCUCGACGCUCAUGAAUGCAGCGAGCGCAUCCGGUUACAAGAAAUAGGCGCAUUCCAGCGUCUCGACAAAGAGAUAAGCGACGCCCUUGUUCAGACGUUCUUCGCUGUAGUCUACCCGCACUGCCCCAUCUUCGAUCUUUCAGAGUUCCACACCAAGUACAAGGCAGAACAGGUCUCCCCGCUUGUGUUGCAGGCGCUGUAUUUCGUCGGCGCGGCUCAUUGUGAAGUGUCAUUGAUCGAAAAAGCGGGGUUUGCCAAUCGGUAUAUGGCUACUUUUACGUUCUAUCAAAGAGCAAAGGCAUUGUACGAUGCAAACUAUGAAUCAGAUGCUAUUGCUACAGUUCAGGCCUUGUACCUUCUGUCCUACUGGUGGGGUAGUCCUUUGGAACAAAAGGAUAUGUGGCACUGGACGGGGCUUGCUGUUGGCCUUGCCCAAACUCUCGGUUUGCACCAGAGUAAGACAUAUGCGGGCUUACCAGAAAGGCAACGGAAGUUGUGGAGACGUAUUUGGUGGACCGUCUAUAGUCAUGAUAUCCUUAUGGCCCUUAUAUUGGGUAAUACUCCACAUGUCAACGAGGCAUAUUGUAGCGUGCCUUUCCUGUCUGAAGCGGAUAUUGAGGACGACGAGGAAGACAUCCCUGAUACGCAUUUGCUCGGUAGUCAGACACAAGAAAGUCGUCUCUACAUUGUUUAUUUUGUAGACCUGGCCAAGCGAACUAGUCAGUGUCUCGAAGCCCUCUUCGGCGCCUGCUCGGAUGAGUCCAGAAUACAAAGCAGUCUUGACAGAAUUUCUUCGUGGCAAUCGAUCCUUCCUCAAGUCCUCCAGCGGAACGGCUCAGCAAUCUCCUUGCAGAGUGGCUAUUGGACGUCUUUGAUCCACCUGACCUGCCAGUUCGUACAGUCAAUCCGGAAUUAG